Molecule: messenger RNA, 1133 nt
Organism: Galleria mellonella (greater wax moth)
Lineage: Eukaryota; Metazoa; Arthropoda; Insecta; Lepidoptera; Pyralidae
Product: integrin beta-like protein 1
Exons: 4
Coding region: 114-683 (189 amino acids)
Biological process (GO): integrin-mediated signaling pathway; cell-matrix adhesion; cell adhesion mediated by integrin
Cellular component (GO): focal adhesion; cell surface; integrin complex
Molecular function (GO): integrin binding
Source: RefSeq, a predicted model, not a curated record
GAGGUUAUCUAUUGCGAUAUAAAGAAGUCAUGGUUAUUCGUAUCGAGCAUUCCUACAAGUUACUGGCACAGUGAAUAAAAGUAGUCAAAUAUAGGUUCAGUUAAAUAUCAAAUAUGAAGUUGUUAUUUUUAGUCAUUUGGUUAAUUUCUGUAGACGUAACACCGAGUUUGACUCGUAAUGCGUUCGCUAUCGAUGAAAGUUGGGUGUGCAGCGUGAAGAAGUCGUGCGUAGAAUGUUUACGUUUAAGUCAGUGCUCGUGGUGUCCAACUGAUAAUAAAUGUUUCUCAAUGAAACUGCCUAUUUUUAAUGAUUUUUGCACUGAUAGCGCUAUAGAACACAAAGAUUUUGGUUUUAGUUUGGAAGAUAAUGCAAUAUGCGCUUGCUCCAAAUCCAGUGAAAUAGAGUUAGAACAGAAUUGUUAUCCACCGGGUAUAUCAGAAGGCGUCGAAUGUUCUGGACGUGGAGAAUGCGUAUGCGGACGCUGUGUCUGCGACCCCACUCCUGAUUUUGAACAUCCCACAAAGAUGAUUUUAGGAGAAUAUUGUGAGUUCGACAAUUUCUCGUGCGAUGGACCCAGGUGUAAUGAAGGACCUUACUCACUGGCACAGUCUGGGAGUGAUGACGAAGACAGUCCUGAUGACGUGGACACUGAAAUCGAAGAUGAAACGUUUACUAUGCAAUAAGUAAAAGCGCGCUCGAGCGAAGGAGCCGUGCCUCAAUUAAGGAAUUGAUAUAAGCUGGGCGCCUGCCGCGGAUGGCUCAUCGCUCUCAAGUGCCUGCCCGUUAUGGUUACGCGAAAUUAGAUUUCAACGAGUCUAUUUUCUCCACAACUUCACCUUUUAUUUCCUCAAGAUCCAUCGAGAACAUCUUUCACGCUAUCGCGUUCUAAUCGAUGCCAGAUGUCAUGAGUGGGCGGCGCUUGUUGUGGCUAGCGACAAAUAAUAUCUAGCUGAAUGUUAUACAUAAACAUAAUAGUUUGAUAAAAUCAAAAAAUCAAGUGGUACCAAAUAUGAAACUUUUUUGUUAUAGGUAAUUUCAUUUAGAAGGGGCAAAAUGUAGGAAAUCAAAUGGUUAGUGCCGGAUAUUGUUUAAAACAAUAUAAAUCAGAUACCUCAGUACCGAAAUAUUCGAAA